CACUUGUCGUUGGUAAUCACAGUUUCGUCGCGGCCACCGUAGUUCACGUGGGUAAUCAAAACAUCAUGGCGGCUGGUUUCAAGACGGCGGAGCCUCUGGAGUAUCACAGGAGCUUUUUGAAAGAAAAUUGUAGACCUGAUGGGCGGGAGUUGUCUGAAUUUAGAAGUACAACCUUAAACAUUGGGUCUAUUUCCACUGCAGACGGCUCCGCUCUGGUAAAGCUGGGAAACACCACGAUCAUCUGUGGCAUCAAAGCGGAGCUGACUAACCCUACUGUGGAUGCACCUGGUAAAGGUUACAUAGUGCCCAAUGUAGACCUGCCACCCCUGUGUUCGUCCCGCUUCCGACCAGGCCCACCAGGGGAACAGGCUCAGGCUGCCAGCCAGUUCAUCGCUGAUAUCAUUGAGAGCUCUGAGGUGAUCAAGAAAGAAGACUUGUGCAUUGGCCGAGGAAAGCUCUGCUGGGUCCUCUACUGUGACAUCAUGUGUCUCGACUAUGACGGGAACAUCCUAGAUGCUUGUGUUGUCGCCCUUCUGGCUGCCCUGAAAACCACACAACUCCCAGAAGUCACCAUCAACAAAGAGACGUCCGCCCCGGAGGUGAAUUUUGAAAAGAAACACAAACUUAGUAUUCACCGACAUCCAGUCAGCGUCUCCUUUUGCAUCUUUGAUGACUCCAUACUGAUCGUAGACCCCACCGCCGAGGAGGAGAGCCUGUCGACGGCACGCCUCACUGUGGUGAUGGAUGAGGAAGAUCAGCUGUGCUCCUUACAUAAACCAGGUGGAACGCCGCUGUCGGGAGAGAAGCUGCAGGAGUGCAUCAAAAGAGCAACGGCACGAAAGGGAGAGAUCCACAAACUUAUUGAGAAAGUCAUAAAAAGCAUGAAGACGGCUCAAUAAAUACACUCAGACAACAUUUUUUAUCUAAAAGUUGUAUUUUCCACUGUCAAUAUAUAUUCUUUUUUAAUAACAAUAAAACUGCUGACAAAGACUUAAAAAAA
Molecule: messenger RNA, 1000 nt
Organism: Nothobranchius furzeri (turquoise killifish)
Lineage: Eukaryota; Metazoa; Chordata; Actinopteri; Cyprinodontiformes; Nothobranchiidae
Gene: exosc8
Product: exosome component 8
Biological process (GO): U5 snRNA 3'-end processing; nuclear polyadenylation-dependent mRNA catabolic process; nuclear mRNA surveillance
Cellular component (GO): nuclear exosome (RNase complex); cytoplasmic exosome (RNase complex)
Molecular function (GO): mRNA 3'-UTR AU-rich region binding
Source: RefSeq, a predicted model, not a curated record